AGAUCCUUCAAGGAGUAAGCGGAGCCUUCGGGCAGCUCGGGCUGGAGGAUGCCUGGGAAGGAAGCAGCAGGAGACGUUAUGAAAUCCUCUACUAAAUCUAAUACAAAGAAGAUGGUACAAGCUCGUCUACCUUUCAAACGCCUGAAUCCAGUACCCAAAGAUGAAGGGUGUUUAGAAGAGAAAAAAAUAAGAAUCCCACAAAAUGUGUCUCCUCAAAAAAUGCUGUACUCUCUCAACUCCUCUAUGGAAGAUAUGGAAAAUGACUGUGAAAUGGAGACAGAAAUGACUCCAAUCCCUAAAGCUAUUAAUGGAAAAGGGCCAUUGGACAACUAUAUUAGGAAAGCCCCCAAAGCCAGCAAUGCCCCCUCUAUCAUCACUAUCGAUUUGACGGAAGAUUCAAAUAUUAGCACUUCGAAUGACAGUCCGUUAAAUGGGGAGUCUCGAGCACAACUAGCAAAUGGUACAGUUUCACCUGAGAGGAGCACCACCAAUGCUCCAUUAAGUACAAACGAGGAAUGCACUGUUUCUGUAGACAAUAAGUCUCUUGAGAACAUGAGUUUUCCAGAACUUGAAUUGGACAAGCCGCAUCAGUCUGCAGCCUCCUGCACUUCAGUGUCAAAUUUUUCUCCCGAAAGAGCAGUCAAAGAAGAUUACAACAGUUCUGCAGAUGAUGACUCUGUGUCUGUCUCCUCCAGCAGUUCCCCUGUUUCACUUAGCUCUCCUGAUGUACAGACUGGUUCCAAGUUCACAAAUGGAAGCAGCCCAUCAACUUCCACUACCCCAACUGGCAAAGCUACUUCAAAUAAGACGUCUGCAGAAAAGAAGAAAACCAAAGAUAAGGCGGAGAAGAGGCAAGCUGAAAAGGAGGAGCGAGAAUGUGCUAGAAGAGAGGCAAGGGCUGCUAAAGAUCUUGCAAAGAAAAAAAGGGAAGGAGAGAGAGAGCAGCGGGAAAAAGACAAGAAGGAAAAAAAGGAGAGAGAAGAUAGAGAGAAGGCAGAAAAAAAUAGACUAAAGGAGGAGAAGAAAAAAGAGAAGCUUGAAGCCCUGGAGGCUAAGCAAGAAGAAAAACGAAAAAAGGAAGAGGAGAAGAGACAAAAAGAGGAGGAAAAGCGACUAAAAGAAGAAGAGAAGCGCAUAAAGGCUGAGAAAGCGGAGAUCACUAGAUUUUUACAGAAACCAAAAACACCACAGGCUCCUAAGACAUUUGCUAGGUCCUGUGGGAAAUUUGCCCCUUUUGAGAUUAAAAAGGGGAUGGCAUUAGCACCUCUGUGUCGUAUUGAUUUUGAACAAGAAGCAUCUGAAGAGCUGGAUAUAUUCCUCCAGGAGCAAACUUCAGAGUCUUCCUUCCUUGAUGAAAUUAAGAAGAGAAGACCACGCAAGAUGGGUCAGACUACAGUGCCAACCAUUAACAGCGUUGAGGUGGAUGAUGUACAGGUACUGGGAGAGACGGAUCCUGUACUAGGUUCGAACAUGGUGCUUGAAGAGCACAUAAAAGACAUCGGUGUGCCAGAACGCAAAAAGUUUGGGAGAAUGAAAUUGCUGCAGUUUUGUGAGAAUCACCGGCCUGCCUACUGGGGCACAAGCAAUAAAAGAAGCAGGGUAAUCAACCCACGUAAGCCAUGGGCUCAGGACACAGACAUGCUCGACUAUGAAGUGGACAGUGAUGAAGAGUGGGAAGAGGAAGAGCCAGGGGAGUCUCUGUCACACAGUGAGGGGGAGAAUGAGGACGAUGAUCCCAAAGAAGAAGAAGACGAAGAUGAUGAUGGUUUCUUUGUUCCUCAUGGGUACUUAUCUAAUGAUGAAGGGGUAUCUGAUGAGGAAUGUACAGACCCAGAGAACCAAAAAGUUAGACAAAAGCUAAAGGCAAAAGAGUGGGAUGACUUGCAAUCAAACAGCAAGAAGAUCCGUGUACUGCAGCCUGUAGUGAUUGGUUGUGUGUGGUGCGACAGUAAAGCUUCAGAGAUCAGACUGCUGCAAAAGUUUUCUGCCUGUAUUCUGGAGUCACCUGCAGUUGAGGAAGAGCUUACACAAGAUAUCAGUUCUGCCCAAAAAAUUAAGGACAGGCAAAUACUCUCCAAACUCGUACCUCUACUUCAUGGGAAUGUCAAUGGAAGUAAGAUAAUAAUACAAGAAUUUCAGGAGUGCUGUCGCCGGGGUUUAUUCUUGGAGGAUAAUGCAAGUCAUGCUACAGACAUUGAGUCCACCAGCCCCAACUCCACACCACAAACGCCUAGCAAUAUUAUAGUCCCUUCUAAAGCUCGCUUGAAACGAUUAAUCUCCGAAAACUCUGUGUAUGAAAAGCGCCCAGAGCACCGUAUGUGUUGGUAUGUGCAUUCUGAUGUCUUAAAGGGCCUUCAACAAGACAAUCUUCCUGUACCUUGCCAGUGGACUUACAUCACUCAAGUUAACUCUGUAUCCAAGGAAAAUAAUGGUGCAAAUGGAGGAUCAUUACAAUCCCUGCCUUUGUCUGGCAAGAGGAAGUCUGCAGGGAGCAUGCCUAUCACAAAGUUUAUGAAAAGAGCAAGGGACCUUGAAACGGCUGUAAAUACAGAUAUGGAUGGCUUCCAGGCUGACACUGAAGAAGAAGAGGAUGAUGAUGACUGUAUGAUUAUAGAGGACCAACAAGCUAAAGAUGCAGAGGACUCCACCAUUGAAUGCAAGAUAAACCUGAAUGAUUCUGCUAUCCUUGCCUCCUGUCAAAACUAAAAUAAAAAUUAUGCAAUGCAUGUAUAUGUAUGUAGAUUUUUUUUAUAUAUAAAAAAUUUUUAAAAACUUGUGGCAGUUUGAAAUCAUAAAUUAGACUUGUGUACAGAUUGCACUUUCAUCCGCAAAAUUAUUAAAAAAGACUCCUUUAACCCAAA
Molecule: messenger RNA, 2861 nt
Organism: Xenopus laevis (African clawed frog)
Lineage: Eukaryota; Metazoa; Chordata; Amphibia; Anura; Pipidae
Gene: chaf1a.S
Product: chromatin assembly factor 1 subunit A S homeolog
Biological process (GO): nucleosome assembly
Cellular component (GO): CAF-1 complex; nucleus
Source: RefSeq, marked provisional